CUCUCUCUCUCUCUCUCUCUCUCUCUCUCUCUCUCUCUCUCUCCUGUCGCCAUCCACCACAGGCGGAUCUCCGAUCGUCGUCGCAUCGUCGCCGGAAAAAAUGGCAAACGCGGUGUCUGGUAUGGCUGUCCAUGACGACUGUAAGCUAAAGUUUCUGGAGCUGAAGGCAAAAAGGAUGCACCGUUUCAUUGUCUUCAAGAUCGAAGAGAAGCAGAAGCAAGUCAUAGUUGAGAAGCUUGGUGAUCCAUCCCAAAGCUACGAGGAUUUCUCUGCGAGCCUCCCUGCUGACGAAUGCAGAUACGCUGUCUAUGAUUUCGAUUUCGUCACCGCUGAGAAUUGCCAAAAGAGCAGGAUCUUUUUCGUCGCAUGGUCACCAGACACAUCAAGGGUGAGGAGCAAGAUGAUCUACGCGAGCUCGAAAGACAGGUUUAAGAGAGAACUGGACGGUAUCCAAGUGGAAUUGCAAGCUACUGAUCCGACCGAGAUGGGUCUCGAUGUUAUCAGAAGUCGUGCCAAUUGAUAAUAUCCCUACAUAUAUCUCUCGUAAGCAUUUUUUUUCUCUCUCUCGGAAACUCUUCUCGGGUUGAAUCAUCAGUUGAUGAAAAGCUCGGCCCAAAUUUUACCGGAAAAUCUUCAUCAUGUACAAGUUCAUCAACUUUCUGCCACGCCUUCCUUGCAUUAAUCAUCUUUGGAACAUUCUUGUUAUGUUUAUUACUAGUGUUAUUCAUAUAUGCUCUGUUUAGGUAUACCGUCACGUUCAUGUUAUUUCUGUA
Molecule: messenger RNA, 773 nt
Organism: Tarenaya hassleriana
Lineage: Eukaryota; Viridiplantae; Streptophyta; Magnoliopsida; Brassicales; Cleomaceae
Product: actin-depolymerizing factor 1-like
Exons: 3
Coding region: 101-520 (139 amino acids)
Biological process (GO): actin filament depolymerization
Cellular component (GO): cytoplasm; actin cytoskeleton
Molecular function (GO): actin filament binding
Source: RefSeq, a predicted model, not a curated record